This is a messenger RNA of Chanos chanos (milkfish), 1869 nucleotides long. Its product is annotated as complement factor H-related protein 2. The transcript is spliced from 8 exons. Bases 94 to 1416 code for a protein of 440 amino acids. NCBI's taxonomy places the organism in Eukaryota, Metazoa, Chordata, Actinopteri, Gonorynchiformes, Chanidae. The record is from RefSeq and is a predicted model, not a curated record.
AAUAAAUGCGAUACCGGAGGAGAACAUUUGACAGUUUGAACAGUUUGUGUAGAUCAAUCUGACUUUUGCUUCGCCAGCUACAUGUUUUGAAUCAUGAAAUCAAAUCUAUUCGUUGUUUUUCUCUAUGUUUGUGUGAGUGUGGAUCGUUCAUCUACAGACAAUGUGGCUGAGCUCGAGAGCAAUAUCUUUUUGCAACCUGGACAGAGUGUAAGAGUGACCUGUUCUCAAGGCUCCAUGAUUGUUGAAAAUGGACAGAAUUCAAAAAAAGUUCUCUGUCAGACCAAUGAAAUAAAAUGCCCGCCUGUGGAAAUACAGAACGGGCGCAUUGUAAACGAGCAGCCCGAAUAUAAGGAGGAUGAGCAGUUGAGAUACGAGUGUAAUAAGGGAUUCCAGGCCAAACCUGGAGGACAGCCCCAGUGCACAAGACAUGGCUGGAGUAUAACGCCAGAAUGUGAAGAGAUUGUUUGUAGAGUAGAGUCUCGUCCAACCAAUGCUGUGAUAAAACCUGAGGGUCAAACUGUAUUCAGACCUGGACAGAGUGUGGAAAUAACAUGUAGUGAAGGGUACUGGCUGUUUUGGACCAAAGACACUUCACACAAAGUUUUGUGUAAAAGUGACGGCCAAUGGGAGCGCUCGCUGAUUUGUGAAGAAAUAACUUGUGAAUAUCCAAGGGAUGAUCAUCUGUAUGAUUAUUGGUCCCGCUUCCCCCGGACUGGAAGACUAGGGCGAACUAGCGAUUACAGUUGUCAAUCAGGGUAUUAUAAAGCAGCAGAGAAGGCUAAAUGCACAGAGAAUGGCUGGCAACCCAAACCUCUGUGUCUUGCAAGUGUAUGUGAAGAACCAGAUCUUCCCCAUGCCAAUAUUAUAAGAAAAAGUGUUUCAAGACAGACACAUUACACACAUGGAGAAUGGAUUGAGUAUGAGUGUGAGACUGGAUAUGAGCCUAAAGGACGUAUUACCAUCCACUGUCUGCAAAGAGACGCAGGCUCAGCGCCUCAAUGGAGUGGGAUACGUCAGUGCCAGGGCAGUGAGAGCGGGCAAGACCAGUGUGGGCCACCACCAACCAUUGACUCAGCAGAGGUGAUAAGCAUUGUGAAAAAGCAAUAUGAGGAGGGCAACAGAGUGGAAUAUCAAUGCCAGGCAAAAUAUAAAAUCUCUCUAAAUCGCCACAUGACCUGUCGUCGUGGUCAAUGGACAGGAGAAGUCAAAUGCCUCAAACCCUGUACAAUCACAACUGCAGAAAUGGAUAAGAACAAUAUAGAGUUCAGAUAUGGAGAGGAGAACAAAGUGUAUGCGCCACAUUUGGAUUACAUCACCUUUCAAUGCAAGGGGCGGGAACAUCAGCGUCAUCCACAAAGUCCUGAUUUUAGAUCACAGUGCUUCGAUGGUGUCAUGACUUUGCCUUUCUGUGUCUAAUUCUUGCCACUCUGCAGGUUCUUGGCCAGAAAUAAAUGCUGAAUGUUGAGUAAACAGAACUUGAACUAUGAAACUACUCAAUUUGUACUCUAAUUCUGAAAAACUAAAGACUGUCUGAUUAUGUUUUAGAUCAGUUUUCUCUGGAUUCCUGUUCAUCAUUAUAUGCUUUUCAUAUAUCAAUGUCAAACUCUUAACAAUAGAUUUUCUGAUAUGCAGAUAACAGAUGUCAUUCAUUAUACAUAAACUUAAGCCACUUGUCUUCUGAUUAACACUGAGCUAAUUUUACAGUUACUAUUCACAUAGAUCAAAUGAAAGUAAAUGUUGUUUAGUUAUGUGUGUUGCGCUCAUAUUUCUUAUGCGGGUCAGCGAAAAAUCUGACUCUUACUCAGUGAAAUAUGAUGCUCCUCUGCUACAUAUUUGAAUAAAAGUCUUUUUUGAAGCACGUUAUCCUCA